This is a messenger RNA of Camelina sativa (false flax), 922 nucleotides long. NCBI's taxonomy places the organism in Eukaryota, Viridiplantae, Streptophyta, Magnoliopsida, Brassicales, Brassicaceae. The record is from RefSeq and is a predicted model, not a curated record.
AGAGAUAUAUUCUUAGCUCCGUUGAUUUUAUAUUCUACUCCCAAAAAAAAAAAACUUUCUCACGAAUCUGGUCCACUGAGAAUAUGGAAGAAAGAUCGGGAACGAAGAAGCUUCAGUGCCAACGUAUUGGCUGCAACGCCAUGUUCACCGAUGAAGAUAAUCCUGAAGGUUCUUGUCAAUUCCAUGCUUCUGGACCGUUUUUUCAUGACGGAAUGAAAGAGUGGAGCUGCUGCAAGCAAAGAAGUCAUGAUUUCAGUUUGUUCUUGGAAAUCCCUGGAUGUAAAACAGGUAAGCACACAACUGAGAAACCAGUCCUGGCCAAACCGGCUCCAAAACAUCCUGUCACGGUUCCUACUUCAUCUCCAGUUGCCAAUGCUGCAUCAAAAAACUCUUGCUCUAGAUGCCGGCAAGGCUUCUUCUGCUCAGACCAUGCCUCCCAACCCAAAGAACAGACCAAGCAGACCCUGAACACACCAGUACAAGCAGAAGAAGAAAAGAUUGAAUCCAUAGCACCUCCAAUUAAAAAAGUUGUUAUAGACAUUAAUCAACCACAAGUCUGCAACAACAAAGGAUGUGGCAAAACAUUCAAAGAGAGAGACAAUCACGAGACUGCAUGUAGCUAUCAUCCAGGUCCUCCUGUCUUCCACGACAGAGUGAAAGGGUGGAAAUGCUGCGAUGUUCACGUGAAUGAGUUUGACGAGUUUAUGGAAAUACCGCCUUGCACUAAAGGUUGGCACAGCAGCAACCCCUCUCAGGCCGUCUGAUAUUAUUUUUUCCCCUGAAAUUUUCAAUACAAAAGUUUAUCACCUUUUAGUUUGAUAUAAGAACCUUUCAAUUGACAGAUAUAUGUAAUGAUUAAAUGCUCAUGUACUGUGUUCUGAAUGCUUCCAUUAAGGUCAAGUUCGGACGAAGUUUUGGAUCA